AUGCGCGCAUUAGAGCCGCGCGAAAAGCAAAAGAUAGAUUGUAUUUUAAUGGCUCGCGUGAUAUUCAUUGUGCGGCGAGAGAGUAGACAAGUAGUCAGAGUCGGCGUGCAAGUAGAAGAGCAUCGAGGGAGGACCAUAAAAGGGAGAUCGCGAGGGUGCUCGGCGCACAGUCGCGCUUCGUCUGCCCGCCUGAACGUUGCGUGUGCAAUCUUCGAGAAAUUGUUGAACGAUCGCUCAAGUAUUCGCCGAAAGGAGAGAAGCAACAAUUAUGUAUUCCAAGAUAAUCGCUCCAAGAUAAUUGCCUCGUCGAUUGUAUUAUUGAAAUUCGUCACGCGUUCGCGUGCGCACGCAUGGCGCAUGGCCCACCCUAUGGCAUGGCAUCACGGGACCUCGUUACUUGUUUCCUUCUCACAGCCUUCCUCUACUCUAGUUUCGGUUUUCAAUUUUGGAAAAUUAACAUAGUAAUAUCCUUCGUCUCUAUCACGAGCUUAUUUUUGCUGUAUAGCAAGGAGAAAGGGAGAGGGAGAAGGGAAAAAGAGAGAACGUUCCAACUUAUAACGAGAUUGCCUGGAUAAAAUCAGAUUCGAGGGCUAUCCUAGCUAUUCACACUCACAUGGUCGCUCAUAACACACGGCUCUCGGUAACUCAUAACGGACAUAACACCUGGAAGCUUCACGUGAGCAACGUUCAACCGAACGAUUCUGGAACUUAUAUGUGUCAGAUUAAUACGGAUCCAAUGAAGAGUCAGACGGGCUACAUGAAAGUAGUGAUACCACCUGAUAUCAUGGAUCUCGACGACUCGGCCGACCUUUUAACGACUAAGGAAAGCAACGAUCUGCGAUUACGAUGUCGUGCCACAGGAACACCUAAACCUACGGUCACCUGGCGAAGGGAGAACGGACGUGAAAUUACUCUGAGAAGCGAGUUAGGUGUUAAACGAGUACAAUCCUACGAGGGCGAACAACUGCAUUUAGUGGGAAUCUUACGGCAAGAGAUGGGCCCUUAUUUAUGCAUAGCCUCGAAUGGUGUACCGCCAACAGUUAGCAAAAGAUAUCACGUUAAUGUCCUUUUUAAGCCCUUGAUCAAAGUGACGAAUCAAUUGGUGGCUGCACCGACGAAUAGCAACGUUAUUCUGCAAUGUUAUGUAGAAUCUUCGCCUAAGGCCUCGAACACGUGGUACAAGGACAACGGAAUCAAACUUUUGACCAACGACAAGCAUAACGUAUCAGAGUUCACAGUAAAUGAUUACGCGUAUCAAUUGAAUCUUACGAUCAAACAGCUAAGCCGAAAUGAUUUUGGUAGUUAUAUUUGUUCAGCGGAGAAUCCAUACGGGAAAGCAGAGGGUACGAUAAGACUUCAAGAGUUGCAUCUGUCGAAGACGACAGUGCCGACAAUUCGCAAUACCGAGUCCGCCGAGAGGCAAAACUGGAGAAAGCAAAUCGAGAGAAAGGGAGGAAAGAAGUAUUUGUACGCGUUAGGACGAGAGGUCGGUAGUACGAAUUCGACACAGAGAAAUGUCGUAAGUUGGACGCAGACCACGCCGAUCUCAAGAAGAAAUAACUCCAACUCACUGCCAAGUGUCGUCCUCACAAAGAAUUCUAAAGUUUUAUCCUCCUCCUCCUCCUCCUCCUCCUCCUCCUCUUCAUCCUCUUCGUCUUCUUCUUCCCCUUAUCCAGCGCCGGCACCUGCGCCCGCACAUUCCGCACCGACCCAACUGGACGCACAGAGCGAUGCUACGAGCACGCGAUAUUUUCGAUCGGUUCAUCAGCUUCAUCUGACGGUCGUCGUUCUCCUCUUUGCAAUGACGUCGUCUUAUUGAAGAUUAUUAACGGAAAAAAAA
This is a messenger RNA of Vespa mandarinia (Asian giant hornet), 1840 nucleotides long. RefSeq names its product lachesin. The record is from RefSeq and is a predicted model, not a curated record. Lineage: Eukaryota; Metazoa; Arthropoda; Insecta; Hymenoptera; Vespidae. Gene Ontology annotation, cellular component: neuron projection.